Messenger RNA from Aethalodelphis obliquidens (Pacific white-sided dolphin), 10530 nucleotides. It is a transcript of the gene FER1L6, whose product is annotated as fer-1 like family member 6. NCBI's taxonomy places the organism in Eukaryota, Metazoa, Chordata, Mammalia, Artiodactyla, Delphinidae. The transcript is spliced from 39 exons. Bases 231 to 5744 code for a protein of 1837 amino acids. The record is from RefSeq and is a predicted model, not a curated record. Gene Ontology annotation, biological process: plasma membrane organization. Gene Ontology annotation, cellular component: membrane.
CAUAUCUUUAAAUUCAUAAUCCAUAAUUCCACAAUACCAGGCAUACAAAUCUACUCCCUCUCUUUUUUGGAAACAGAAGAUACACAGUGUGUGUCUGGCUUUUCUGCCAAUAAGAUGUUAAGGUCCAUGCGGUCAAGGACUGUCUUUGACCAGUCCUUGUACACCUUACGGUGACUGGCAUAGCCUGGACACAGAGUUGAGGCUCAUAUUGCCACAGUGUGUCAUAUUUAAUGAAUCUGUCCAUUUUGUUUGCUUUUCUAGAUGGUCAAGGUGAAGCAGAAGCACCACAGGAGGGCCUUUCUCACCAGGAAGGCCUGGGAGGAGAUCUGAUUUCUGACAAUGCUUCCACCUCUCCUGUCCCCUCAGCUCCUCCAAAGAGAAGAUCAAAACUGUUGACUAAGAUCCACGAUGGGGAGGUCAGAUCCCAAAAUUACCAAAUUGCCAUAAACAUCACUGAGGCCCGCCAGCUGGUGGGUGAGAACAUCGACCCAGUUGUGAUCAUUGAAAUUGGGGAUGAGAAGAAGCAAAGCACAGUGAAGGAAGGAACCAACAACCCAUUUUACAAUGAAUACUUUGUCUUCGACUUCACUGGGCCCCAAUUGCAUCUUUUUGACAAGAUCAUCAAAAUCUCAGUCUUUCACCACAAGCUGAUAGGAGGCGUACUGAUUGGCUCCUUCAAAGUGGACCUGGGGACCGUGUACAACCAACCUGGUCAUCAGUUCUCCGACAAGUGGGCCCUGCUAAUGGACCCCGGCAACAUCAGGACUGGCACGAAGGGGUACCUGAAGUGUGACAUCAGCGUGACUGGGAAAGGAGAUGUCUUAACGCGCAAUCCCAAAACCUCUGAUGCCAAGGAGCAAAUAGAAAAGAACCUUUUGAUCCCACAAGGGUUUCCAUCAGAGAGACCCUGGGCCAGAUUCUACGUGAGGCUCUACAGAGCUGAAGGGCUGCCCAAAAUGAACUCCAGCAUCAUGGCGAACAUCACCAAAGCCUUUGUGAGAGACAGUAAGGACCUCGUGGAUCCCUUCGUGGAGGUCUCCUUUGCUGGACAGACGGGGCGAACCACGGUGCAGAAGAACUGCGCCGAUCCUGUGUGGCACGAACAGGUGGUCUUCAAGGAAAUGUUCCCUCCCUUGUGUCGAAGGGUGAAAAUCCAGGUAUGGGAUGAAGGCAGCGUGAGUGAUACAGUGCUGGCAACGCAUUUCAUCGACCUGAAGAAAAUCUCCAAUGAACAGGAUGGAGAUAAAGGCUUUCUACCCACAUUCGGACCUGCCUGGAUUAACCUGUAUGGCUCACCCAGGAACCAAAGUCUGAUGGAAGACUACCAGGAACUGAAUGAAGGUUUCAGAGAAGGCGUGUCGUUCAGGGGCAGAAUUUUGGUGGAGAUUGCUGUGGAGAUCCUCUCGGGAGGGACACAGGAGUUUAAAUUCUCCAAGGCUCUCAAGGAGCUCAAGCUGUCUUCAAAGGACAAAGACUCCAAAUCUUCCAAAGGCUCAAGUAAAGACAAGGGUGACGAAACUGAUGGAAAAGCCCAGCAGGCUUCAGACAAAACCAACUCAACAGAGGUCGAGGUGGAGCCUUUCGAUGCGCCCCUGGAGAUUGUACCAGAAAAACAAGAGGAAUUUUUACUGUUUGGAGCGUUUUUUGAAGCUACCAUGAUUGACCGGAGGAUUGGAGAUAAACCCAUUAGCUUUGAAGUUUCUAUUGGUAACUUUGGGAACUUGAUUGAUGGGGGAUCGCAUCAUGGGAAUAGGAAGAACUCAGUUGACCCAGCUGAAGAAGAUGCCCUUCCACUGCUGCAUGAAGGAGAAGGGGACGCAGCCAUGCCCAUGGUCUCCACCACUCAUCCCGAGAAGCCACUCGUGACAGAAGGGAACAGGAAUUACAACUAUUUGCCAUUCGAGGCCAAGAAGCCCUGUGUCUAUUUCAUCAGUUCUUGGGGAGACCAGACGUUUAGGCUGCAUUGGUCCAACAUGCUGGAGAAAAUGGCGGACCUCCUGGAUGAAGGUAUAGAGGAAGUGAAAGAACUGAUUAAGAUUUCAGAGGAAGCCCCGGAAGAGAAAAUGAAGAUGUUGCUCACUGACUUCGUCAGUCAAAGCAGUGCGUUUAUCUCUGAAGUGGAAAAGAAACCCAAGAUGUUGAACCAAACCAAUUUAGAUAAGAAACGACUUACGCUCUGUUGGCAGGAGCUGGAGGCCAUAGCCAAGGAGGCCAAGGGGCUCACUCAGCAGCAGAAGAAAAAGUUAUCUCUUGAUGAAAUGAUCCAGGCGGCCCAAAACUUUGUGGAAAAAAUCCGCUUUCUUGUGGAUGAGCCACAGCACACCAUCCCUGACAUCCUCAUCUGGAUGCUGAGCAACAGCAGGAGGGUGGCAUAUGCCCGCAUCGCCGCCAAGGACUUGCUCUAUUCCCCCAUCAGGAAGCAGAUGGGUCAACACUGCGGGAAGAUCAAAACUCACUUCCUCAAACUUCCUGGAAAACAGCCGGCUGGUUGGUCGAUGCAAGCAAAAAUUGACGUGUACAUGUGGCUGGGCUCCACCAGACACUCUAGUGCCAUUUUGAACAACUUACCAGCAGGCUAUGAAGCAGAAAUGUCCUCCGAAGGGGCUGGCAUCAGUAAACCCCCAGCUAACCUGCUCUACCAAGACCGGCAUGUCUUCCAGCUGAGAGCUCACAUGUACCAAGCCCGGGGCCUCAUCGCAGCCGACAGCAACGGACUUUCAGACCCUUUUGCCAAGGUCACAUUCCUUUCCCACUGCCAGACCACGAAGGUCAUUUCCCAGACCCUCUCCCCCACCUGGAACCAGAUGCUGCUGUUCAAUGACCUGGUGCUGCACGGAGACCCAAAGGAACUGGCAGGAUCCCCGCCGUCAGUGGUGGUGGAGCUGUAUGACAGUGACGCGGUGGGGAAGCCAGAAUAUUUGGGUGCCACCGUGGCUGCUCCUGUUGUGAAGCUCGCUGACCAGCACUAUGAACCCCCCAGGCUGUGUUACCACCCCAUCUUUUGUGGGAACCUUUCUGGAGGGGACCUCCUUGCUGUAUUUGAACUGCUGCAGGUCCCUGCGUCUGGGCUGCAAGGGCUCCCUCCCCUCGACCCACCCGAUGUCACCCAGAUCUACCCUGUUCCUGCCAGCAUCCGGCCAGUGCUGAGUAAAUACCAAGUGGAGGUUCUCUUCUGGGGAGUCCGGGAAAUGAAGAAGGUGCAGCUCCUCUCGGUGGAUCGUCCCCAGGUCCUCAUCGAGUGUGGCGGGCAUGGAGUCAAGUCCUGUGUGAUCCAGAGCUACCAGAACAACCCAAACUUCAGCGUCCAGGCAGAUGCUUUCGAAGUGGAGCUGCCUGAGAAUGAGCUGCUGCACCCACCCCUGAGCAUCUGCGUGGUGGACUGGAGAGCCUUUGGGAGGAGCACCCUCGUGGGCACCUACACCAUCAACUGCUUGAAACAGUUUUUGUGUAAAUCCAGGGAGCCCCUUGCCCUCACCUCACAGGUGGAUGGAGCCCAAGUUGUGCAAGAUUCAUUAAUUUCCACUGAGCCUUCUGAGACCCCCAGCUCUGCUCAGCAGCUCCCAACAGAUCAAAUCUUUGUGGAUAUUGGGCCGCCUCCCACAGUGGUACCUGACUUGGCCCAGGUUCAGGCAGCCAGCCUGGUGGAUAUCCCUGACCCAUCCCCGAUGCUGGAGACGGAACACAAACCUGCAGCCCAGGAGCCACCAAAAGACAGAAAAGCUAAGGAUGCCAGGAGACCUUCUCGGAAGUCGACUAAAAGGAGAAAGAGGACCAUAGCGGAUGAAUCUGCUGAAAACGUCAUUGACUGGUGGUCGAAAUAUUAUACCUCCCUGAAGAAAGCACAGAAGGAAAAGGAGAGCAAUUCCAAGGAGCAAACAGGCAACACAGAGGCAAAACCAGACGAGGUAGUGGUAAAUAUAGAUGGCCCGAAGAAGAAGAAAGACAAAAUACUCAAGAAGAAACUCAAAGAAAAAGAAAUCCCCAACCUGGCUGUCUUGCAGAUAUACAAUGGGGAUCUGGAGAGUGAAUUCAACAAUUUUGAAGACUGGGUGAAAACCUUUGAGCUGCUCAGAGGCAAGUCUACGGAGGAUGACCAUGGCCUUGACAGAGACCGAGUCAUAGGAAAGUUUAAGGGCUCCUUCUGCAUCUACAAAAGCCCCGAGGAUUCCGGCAUCAAGGACAGCAAGCAGCUGAGAAUCCAGCAAGGGAUUCCAUCCAACCACCCCAUCAAAGUCCUGAUCAGGGUGUACAUUGUUGCGGCAUUUAAUCUUAGUCCAGCUGAUCCAGAUGGCAAAUCGGAUCCCUACAUUGUGGUCAAGCUUGGCAAAACUGAAAUCAAAGACCGGGACAAAUACAUCCCUAAACAACUGAACCCGGUAUUUGGAAGGUCAUUUGAGAUCCAGGCCACAUUCCCAAAGGAGUCCUUGCUCUCUGUGCUGAUCUAUGACCAUGACAUGAUCGGGAUGGAUGACCUCAUUGGUGAGACAAGGAUUGACCUGGAGAACCGCUUCUACAGCAAACACCGAGCCAUCUGUGGCUUGCAGAAUCAAUAUGAGAUAGAAGGAUACAAUGCCUGGAGAGACACGUCCAAACCCACCGAAAUCCUCACCAAGCUCUGCAAAGACAACAAGCUGGAUGGCCCCUACUUCUGCCCUGGGAAAAUACAGAUAGGAAACCAGGUCUUUUCUGGAAAAACAGUCUUCACCGAGGAGGACACAGAUGAGACGGUGGAGUCGUACGAGCACUUGGCCCUCAGCGUUUUACACUCUUGGGAGGAUAUCCCGGAGGUUGGGUGUAGGCUGGUUCCUGAGCACGUAGAAACUCGGCCACUGUACCACAGGGAUAAGCCAGGAAUGGAGCAGGGCCGCCUGCAGAUGUGGGUGGACAUGUUUCCCAAAGACAUGCCUCAGCCUGGACCUCCUGUUGACAUUUCGCCAAGGAAACCCAAAGGGUAUGAAUUGAGAGUGACCAUCUGGAACACAGAAGAUGUCAUUUUAGAGGAUGAGAAUAUCUUCACAGGACAAAAAUCAAGUGAUAUUUAUGUUAAAGGGUGGUUAAAGGGUUUGGAAGAUGACAAGCAGGAAACAGACGUGCAUUACAACUCUCUGACUGGAGAGGGGAACUUCAACUGGCGCUUUCUGUUUCCAUUUCAGUAUCUCCCAGCAGAGAAGCAAAUGGUCAUUACCAAGAGGGAGAACAUCUUUUCCUUAGAGAAGAUGGAGUGUAAGACGCCAGCUGUGUUGGUGCUUCAGGUUUGGGAUUUUGAAAGGCUGUCUUCAGAUGAUUUUCUGGGCUCCCUGGAGAUGAACCUCAAUAGUUUUCCCCGAGCAGUUAAGGCUGCCAAAGACUGUGAUCUCACCAAGUUUGAAAAUGCAAGUGAGGAGAGCAAGAUAUCCAUAUUCCAGCAAAAGCGUGUGCGGGGCUGGUGGCCUUUCACUAAAAGCAAAGAACUCACGGGCAAGGUUGAAGCUGAGUUCCACCUCGUUACGGCCGAAGAAGCUGAGAAAAAUCCUGUUGGAAAAGCCCGAAAGGAGCCAGAGCCCCUGGCCAAGCCCAACCGCCCAGACACCUCAUUCUCCUGGUUUGUGACCCCCUUCAAGUGCCUGUACCACCUCAUCUGGAGGAAUUACAAGAAGUACAUCAUCAUCGGUUUCAUUCUGAUCGUCCUCAUCAUCUUCCUGGCCCUCUUCAUCUAUACCUUGCCGGGAGCCAUCAGCCGAAGGAUCGUUGUGGGCUCGUCGUAGAGGGUCAUGGAGGACCCAGACCUUCCCUUUCUACUCCUCCUCCCUUCUUCCUCAUCUGUAAAUGUAUAAGAAUGUAUGCUCUGUGCAGGCACUGUGCCGGCUGCUAAGGGGAUAAACCCAGAGGGCCCAAGAGCCACUCCCUUUGUCUAAGGACAGAUCAGCUCUUCUUGGAGGAGAUGGGAGAGGAAUAGUCCUGCCCUACCCCAACCCUGCCACUACCUUUCCAAUUUAAAAGCCUUAAGUCAUGGUUUUGUCCAUGGGCAGGAUGAAAUAAUGGCUCCUUUACCCAUAGUAAUCAAUGGUGACCUCAAAUUGACUUAGGAAAAUAUUUUCUAGAGCCUAAGUAAGGAAUGUGUUUCAUGGAUGAGGUUUAGGAAAAAGCACAACAUACAUCUAUGGUGACGUUGAAAAGGAAAAGAACAGCAUUACUUUAGGACAGAUUUGGAAGGAAGGUAUUAUACUUUCUUCUGGAUUCUGGACAGUAAAACGACAAGUCAGGUCAACAAAACAAUGCACAUUGUUCAAAUCCACAAUAAAUACAAGCUAAACAUUGAAAACUCUUCUAAGUUAAAUAGAGCUCAUCAAAUUUACUUUUAUGUCAAAAGAUGCUGGAAUGCUGAAAAGCCUUUUAGCAAAAGUAUUUGAAACACUUUCAGAUCAGAUGGUAUCAUAAGAAAUGUGCCAGAAGAAGGGGUAAGCAGGCAUAAUUUAGGAAUCAGCUCUGUCUGGUGUUCUACACAUAGGUUAUCGCUCAUGGCCUGUCCUGUGUAUAAAAAAAUAAAUUAAAAUAAUGUUCUAGGCCUAAUUGUGCAGCCCUGACCCUAAAGAUACUAUGCUUAAGAAUUAAAAAGAUUUUGAAGCAGAAAACCCAUUUCCCAAGAAGUUGUCAUGAGUCCCUACUUGUGUUCUUAAAUGGGAUUAAUUUAAAUCUAUUCAUUUGACGGAUUAGAGUUGUUCUUGCUGCUUAAAUUUGGUUCAGAGUGGUUUUGUUUUGUUUUGUUCUUUUAACAACAUUUGAAUCUUUCCUCCCAAACCAACUAAGCAAAACAUAAUUAAUACCAGCAACAACACCAAGCAACUCACAGGAUAUGUUAUCCAAUUCUGUGUCUCCAGUAGUUGAAACCAUUGGUGCCUUUCUUGCUCUUUUCCCUCAAAAAUACACAUAAAUGGAAAUUGGGAUUGACUUCACAGCUGGGGAAUUUAUUCAUUCAACAGCUAAUUAUUGAGUUCCAUCCUUGUUCCAACUGCUGUGAUUAACUCUAGGGUCUCAAAAGUACACAGUCAGAUAAACUAAAUCUUUGCUCUAAAGGAGCAUAGGGUUUGAUAGACAGAAGAUAUUAAUCAAAUAAUCAGACACAGAUAAAUACAGACUGAUGGAUCGAAUAGGGGCAAAGUACUGGGAGCAGAAAGACCAUCUAAGGGGGGACCCGUAGCCAGUCUGGCAGUCAGGAAGGCUUCCUAGGGAAGUAAUGACUGAAGGGAGAUAAAAGAUAAGGAAGAAAGAUGGAGAGGAAGAAGAGCACACUAGACAGAGGAAAAUAACAUGUUCAAAGGCCCUGAGGCGGGAGGGAGUGAGGCACAUGAAGUGGUCUAAAAGACGGUGGGUACCAAGUGAGAGGCAAAGGACCCUGAGAUGGGGCUGGAAAGUCAUCUAAGGGCCCACACGCUUAACGGCUUCAGUCUUCAUUUUAAGGGCAGUGGAUAGCAAAGGAUUUUUAAGCAGUAGAAAAGAAUGACUAGAUUUUUAUUCCCCAUGGAGAACAGACUGGAGGUACUGCAGUCCUUCCCACAAGAGAGGAUGAUUAUUUUCACUCAGUAAUUGUGGCAGAGGAGGGAAGAGGAGGGAUCAGAGAUGAUCUCUCUAAGGCUCCAGGGUGGUCUAAUGGGGAAUUGGGGGUCUAGUAUUGACUCUAUUUUAUACAAGCUGUGUGACCUAAGGCAGCUAACUUCACAUCUCUGAUCUAUACUUUCCUUGUCUAUCACAUAAGGAAGUUCAUAUAUACUAUGAUGAAAAGACCAUGGCAUAUUCUGCGGCAAAAUGAGCAUUGAUGGGUCUGUAGCAUGGAGUGGGAUGGACUGUACUCAGAGUCAGAUUAUGAAUGGCUUUGAAUGCCAAGCCAAGAAGGUUGGACUUUAUGCAGCAGAAAGUGGGGGCCCCUGGAAGAAUUUAAACAAAGAAGUGUCAAGAACCAGUCUAGAUAUUGGAGAAGUUGUUCUGCCUGCAGUGCAUGAUGGAUUGAUGAAGAUGAGAUCCAGAGGCCGGGGACAUUUUAGGAAGCAGUAGUCAAAACCCUGGUGGGAGAUGAGGACCUGUGUCAGGGCCACAGCCAUGGAGAUGGAGAGGAAGAGCAGAUUCUGGAACAUUGGUGAGGUUCCUCAACCUUCACCCCCAUCCCUGGCACCCAAGAUGCCUGCCAGAGAGGACAGGGAAAUUUGAAUCCUGGCUGUGUCAUUUCUACUUGGGCAGGUCACAAUCACUGAGUCUUCAUUUUUUCAUCUGAAAAAAAGGAAUUAUGACCUACUUGGCAAGAGUCGUGUAGAUUGUAGAAAAAGUAUGUAAAAUGUGUAGCUUGUGCUUGGCAUGAAGCCAGUCCUCAAAGGAUAGUAGCUACUGUCAUAAGUAUCAUUUCUACAGGUGGAAUCAGCAGUAUGUGGAGUCUAGUUGUAUCUAGAAGUGAGAGACCUAUGUUUUAGAAAUGUUCUGGCACAUGGACUAAGAAACUUUCAACCAAUAAUACUCCCAAGUGUAUUUAUUUUGUAUUGAUUCUGUAACAGACUACAACGAGCCCAGUGGAUUAAAACAACACAAAUUUAUCAUACAGUUCUGUAGGUCAGAUGUUCAUCAUGGACCUCACUGAGCUAAAAUCCAAGAUAUCAUCAGACCUACCUUCCCUCCUGGAAGCCCUAGGGGAGGAUCUGGUUUUUUGCCUUUUCCAGUUUCUAGAGGCUGCCUGCAUUCCUUGGCUUGUGGCCCCUUCCUCCAUCUUCAAAGCCAGCAAGUUUAUAUACCUCUGUGCCUUUCUUUUGUAGUCAUACCUCUCUCUGACUAUAGCCAGAAAUGUUCUGGCUUUUAUGGACCCAAGUGAGUACAUUGGACCCACCCAGAUAAUCCAGGAUAAUCUCCCUACCUCAAGGUCCUUAACUAUCGCAUCGGCAAAGACCCUACUGCCAUGUAAAGUAACAUAUGCACAGGUUCUAGGGAUUAGUACAUGGAGUUUUUUAGCAGAGGGAAGCAUUAUUCUGUCUACUGCAUCGAAUAUCACCCCAGCAUUUAAAUUCAGCCCAACAUGAAAUCCACUUCAGCAGAGCUUUGGAAGUCGGUGGGAUGAUUAUGGUAUAUGAAGUAAGGAGGCUCCACAGACGCUUUUCUCUCUGGAACAAGAUGUUUCCAUUUGUUGUUCAGCCUCUCAAGCAACAAUUGACUCAGGAAAAAGAGGAAGGAUUGUUCAGUCCUUCCCUGACUCAUUAAAUCCUCUCAAGCACAAUGGAUGAGGUGUGUCGGGAGCUGGUUAUGAAAAGACCCUGCCACUUCCUCUCACAUUUCUGCCUCCGGAGUUUCCAAAUAAGCCUCUUAAAUUCAGCUUUCCUUUAACACAGCAGUGGUUCCUUCCAAUUCAGGAGAAAACCUGUGUCUCUCCUCUCCCUAGUUUAUAAAGGGCAAGCUGAGAAAAGAGGACUCUCUAUUUUUCACUGAAUUGUUGUACUAGUGGAAAGAAAAAUGGGCUUUGGAGACUGAGAUAAAAACACUGAAACUUGGGUGUAGACACUAGCUGUGUGACCUCGAGCAAGUUACUCAACAACUGUGAAUCCUGUCUUUCUGAUCUGUAAAAUGAAGCUAAUACCCAUCUUAUUAGGAUUGUCUGUGUUUGGGCGUUUGUGGUUGUGGGUAGUGGACCUCUACUGGGGAUAGAGGUAGAGGAUUAUAAAAUGUCUAAUAUACUGUCUUCUAUGUCAUAGUAUCCAAAUUAAUGAGAGAUUAUUAUUUAAGUAACAAAUAACUAAUGUUUGCUGUGUGCUGUUAUAGAUUACAAAGUAAUACAUGUAUCUUCUCACUGAUUUUCUCAACAGCCUCACAUUGUAGACAGGAAACAGCUGCAGGGACUUUCAAGCUCGCCCAGCUCAUUUGUAACAGAUCUAAGAUCCAAGCCCAGACUCCUCCCUCCUGCCGCACGCCCCGCCCCUGCCCUCCUGCUCUCUCCUUUAUAAGCGGCUGCCUAAUGAUUGAUUUAAAGCGGGUGGGGCCGCCUCCAGUCAGAAAAUUCCUCAGAGAUUUUUUAAGGGCCAUCCAUGUCCUAGGGGUUCAUCCAGGUCCCCUAAAACCUUUCAAGUAUCUUACACACAACAGUGUGGAUGCAUGUUUGAGCCUCUCUUUUUAAUUGAACCACUGCGUUUGAUGGUUAGAGAAUGUAGCUGGCAUCUCUCAUCCAUGCUGUCCCCAGAUCUUUUCAAUUUUCUUUUCUCAUUUUGCCACUUCUUACAGUAGAAAUUCCCCCACCCUAAUGCAGAAAACAACUUCUGGAGUGCAAACAUUUAACUGAGCUCUUUAUAAACCAGGCAUAGAACUCAUAGAACUUAGAUUUGGAAAUUAUGUGAAGAAACAGGCAGGGUGGAGGCACUCAACCAUCCCAGAAACUGCUAGCUACUUACCAAAUAUCUAUUUUCUCUUUCCUGCUUGGUAACAGAAGGUAAACAUUAAUACUUUACCAGAGAUGUGAUUUGCAAAUAUUUUCUCUCUGUGGCUUGCUUUUUUACUCUGUUGAUAGUGUCUUUUGACACACAAAUUUUU